UGCAGCCUUUUUAGGUAUAUAUUAAGAGGAGAGACUCGUUUGCACCCGCCUCCUCCUCCUCCUCCAUUUUCUCGCAGAUUGAAUAGAAUCAAAUCAAUCCCACACAACCCCCAAGUUUUAAGUUUAAGAGUGAGAGAGAAGGGUGCCGCACGGCCCAAACCACAAACGUUGUUGAUCCAGCAAACCCUAGUUGGAUAUUUUCCUGGGUUUUGGGUCUUAAACCCUUCUCUGUUCUUGAGCUGGUGUGUCUGUUUUAGGUUUGUAUUCAUUUUUAUCAUGGAGAUGAGUUGUUAUAUGAAGAGCAGCCCAUGUGAAGGCAUGAAAUCUGGACUCUUUUCAUCUUCUUCCACGGUCGUGAAUCGGCCCGGAUCCUAUUUGUCGAAACCAAAUUCCUUGCAGCUUUUCUUCAGCUCCAAAAAGGGAGCGAGUAAUCUCAAUUUGUCAUCUUUGAAUCGGCAGCUCCGCUUGCGGAGAUUGUGCAAGAGAGUGAGCUAUGUGCGGAGCGAGCAUGGUGUUUCUGGGGUGAAUAGUGGUUCCACGAAUCCAUUAGGGUUCGAAAAGACGUGUCCGGGGAAAAGAACUGAUAUAAAGAAGAUCCUGAUACUGGGUGCAGGGCCUAUUGUUAUCGGGCAGGCUUGUGAAUUCGAUUACUCGGGGACACAAGCAUGUAAGGCCCUUAAGGAGGAAGGGUACGAGGUUAUUCUCAUCAAUUCGAACCCGGCUACAAUAAUGACUGAUCCUGAGAUGGCGGACAGGACUUACAUUGCUCCAAUGACGCCGGAGCUUGUGGAGCAAGUUUUGGAGAAGGAGAGACCCGAUGCGCUGUUGCCCACCAUGGGCGGGCAGACAGCCCUUAACCUUGCUGUGGCAUUGGCAGAGAGGGGGUCGCUUGACAAGUAUGGGGUGGAGUUGAUCGGAGCAAAGCUUGAUGCAAUUAAGAAAGCAGAGGAUAGGGAUUUGUUCAAGCAAGCCAUGGAAAAUAUAGGGAUCAAGACACCACCUUCGGGAAUUGGGACAACCCUAGAGGAGUGUAUGGAAAUUUCAAAUUCCAUUGGGGAAUUCCCUUUAAUCAUAAGGCCAGCAUUCACUUUGGGAGGGACAGGAGGUGGAAUUGCUUAUAACAGAGAGGAGUUUGAGACGAUAUGUAAGUCGGGGCUUGCUGCUAGCCUGACAUCACAGGUUCUGGUGGAGAAAUCUCUGUUGGGAUGGAAGGAGUAUGAGCUUGAGGUUAUGAGGGAUUUGGCAGACAACGUGGUUAUUAUAUGUUCGAUUGAGAAUAUUGAUGCAAUGGGUGUCCAUACUGGGGAUUCAAUCACUGUGGCCCCUGCACAGACCUUGACCGACAGGGAGUAUCAGCGGUUGAGGGAUUAUUCAAUUGCCAUCAUAAGGGAAAUAGGGGUUGAAUGUGGUGGUUCAAAUGUUCAAUUUGCUGUUAAUCCUAAUGAUGGGGAAGUUAUGGUAAUUGAGAUGAACCCCCGAGUUUCAAGGUCCUCUGCUCUGGCAUCAAAGGCUACUGGUUUUCCAAUAGCAAAAAUGGCUGCCAAGUUAUCAGUUGGUUACUCACUGGAUCAGAUUCCUAAUGACAUCACAAAGAAAACGCCUGCUAGUUUUGAACCUUCUAUAGAUUAUGUGGUGACAAAGAUACCCAGGUUUGCUUUUGAGAAGUUCCCUGGCUCAGAGCCAAUACUGACAACCCAGAUGAAAUCUGUUGGUGAGUCCAUGGCACUGGGCCGCACAUUCCAAGAAUCUUUCCAGAAAGCAGUUCGAUCAUUGGAGUGUGGUUUUGCUGGAUGGGGUUGUGCGCAGGUUAAGGAACUAGGUUGGGACUGGGAGCAGUUAAAGUAUAGCCUUCGAGUCCCUAACCCUGAUCGUAUGCAUGCUAUAUAUGCUGCAAUGAAAAGAGGAAUGAAGGUGGAUGUCAUUCACGAGUUGAGUUUCAUUGACAAAUGGUUCCUCACCCAGCUCAAAGAGUUGAUUGAUGUGGAACAGUUUCUAAUGGCUCGGAGUUUGUCUGAUUUGACUAAGGAUGAACUUUACGAAAUCAAGCAGAGAGGUUUCAGUGAUAAGCAGAUUGCUUUUGCAACUAAGUCCACAGAGAAAGAAGUUCGCUCAAGGCGUUUGUCUUUGGGUGUCACUCCAGCGUACAAACGUGUUGAUACCUGUGCUGCAGAGUUUGAGGCAAAUACUCCUUAUAUGUACUCUUCCUAUGACUUUGAGUGUGAAUCUGCUCCAACCACAAAAAAGAAGGUUUUGAUUUUAGGUGGAGGUCCAAAUAGGAUAGGUCAAGGGAUUGAGUUUGACUACUGUUGCUGCCAUACAUCCUUUGCUCUUCAGGAUGCUGGCUAUGAGACAAUCAUGAUGAAUUCUAAUCCUGAGACAGUAUCUACUGAUUAUGACACAAGUGACCGUCUCUACUUUGAACCUCUGACAAUUGAAGACGUUUGCAACAUUAUUGACCUGGAACGGCCUGAUGGCAUUAUUGUGCAGUUUGGAGGUCAAACCCCACUAAAACUUGCUCUUGGAAUCCAACACUAUUUAGAAGAGCACAAGACUGUAUGUGCUAGUGGAAGUGGGUAUGUUUGCAUUUGGGGCACAUCACCUGAUUCCAUUGAUGCAGCUGAGGACAGAAAAAGGUUCAAUGCUAUCCUGCAGGAGCUGGAUAUUGAACAGCCAAAAGGAGGGAUUGCCAAGAGUGAAGCUGAUGCAAUUGCUAUUGCAAAAGAAAUAGGUUACCCAGUUGUUGUCCGUCCUUCCUAUGUACUUGGUGGGCGGGGCAUGGAGAUUGUUUAUAAUGAUGAGAAGCUUGUGACCUACCUUGAGAAUGCUGUUGAGGUGGACCCUGAUCGUCCUGUUUUGAUUGACAGAUAUUUAUCUGAUGCAAUAGAGAUAGAUGUUGAUGCACUGGCAGAUUCUUAUGGUAAUGUCGUGAUUGGUGGAAUCAUGGAACAUAUUGAGCAGGCUGGAAUUCAUUCUGGUGACUCAGCCUGCUCAAUUCCAACAAAAACAAUUUCCUCUGCCUCCUUGAAUACUAUUAGGUUGUGGACUGAGAAAUUGGCAAAGAGGUUAAAUGUGUGUGGACUGAUGAAUUGUCAGUAUGCAAUUACUGCAUCUGGGCAGGUUUUCUUGCUUGAGGCUAAUCCUCGUGCAUCACGUACGGUUCCAUUUGUGUCCAAAGCAAUUGGGCAUCCACUGGCUAAGUAUGCUUCUCUUGUGAUGUCAGGAAAGUCUCUUCAGGACCUAUCUUUCACAAAAGAGGUAAUUCCUCAACAUGUAUCAGUUAAGGAGGCUGUUCUUCCAUUUGAGAAAUUCCAGGGUUGUGAUGUCUUCUUGGGCCCUGAAAUGCGCAGCACUGGUGAAGUGAUGGGCAUUGCUUUUGAAUUUUCAAAUGCAUUUGCCAUGGCCCAAAUUGCUGCUGGGCAGAAGCUGCCAGUUUCUGGUGCUGUUUUCCUUAGCUUAAAUGACUUGACAAAACCCCAUCUUGCUAGAAUUGCCCGGGCCUUUUCAGGAUUAGGGUUCGGUAUAAUUGCAACUUCUGGCACAGCUCAUGUCCUUGAACUGGAAGGCAUCCCUGUGGAGCGAGUGCUAAAGCUGCAUGAAGGCCGGCCUCAUGCUGGUGAUAUGAUUGCUAAUGGGCAGAUUCAGUUGAUGGUGAUUACAAGCUCAAGUGAUCCACUUGACCAGAUUGACGGAAGAAAGCUGAGGAGGAUGGCCCUUGGCCAUAAGGUUCCAAUUAUAACAACAGUUGCCGGAGCUUUAGCUACUGCAGAGGCUAUAAGGAGCUUGAAAUGCCGCGCUCCUCAGAUGGUUGCUCUUCAAGACUUCUUUGACAUUGAGGCUGAAGCAAGGAACUUACAGUCUGUCUCUUCCGCUCUUUAAAUCUAUUUGACAUUAUGGUAAGAUUUCAUUUUAUCUUCUUAGACUUCCUCUUGUCAAAACAAUUUUAUUUUGGACAUGCUUUCUCAUCCGCUUUUUACAACUUCUUGAGUCUGUAAUGUAAAUGUGUUAUUUUAAUGCAAUUUCACGGUUCUGGCUGUCAAAUAUAGUUUCCCUAUGAAGCUAGGUGACCAUUUUUAGCAAGGGUGUUGCCAUCAAAAGUGCUCUGCUUUGUCUCGGGGCAAAUUGUUGAAUUGGCACUUUGGCUGCUUGACAUAGGAACAAGUUGCUACUAGGGUCAACUUUGAAAUUGAUGUAGAAGGUGGUAUGUCUUAUUUUUCGGCUGCUUGACCAAAAACGGUGUAGCUUUAACCCAAAAACAGAUUGGAUUGAUUGUAUUUUAUUUUCAUUCA
Diospyros lotus (date-plum) is the source of this 4286-nucleotide messenger RNA. Its product is annotated as carbamoyl-phosphate synthase large chain, chloroplastic. Gene Ontology annotation, cellular component: cytoplasm. Gene Ontology annotation, molecular function: ATP binding; metal ion binding. Gene Ontology annotation, biological process: L-glutamine metabolic process. Bases 277 to 3876 code for a protein of 1199 amino acids. The transcript is spliced from 4 exons. Lineage: Eukaryota; Viridiplantae; Streptophyta; Magnoliopsida; Ericales; Ebenaceae. The record is from RefSeq and is a predicted model, not a curated record.